CAGCAAAUACUCUCGCGCGCGCCGUGCACGCUUCUUUUGCGAGGUAGGCUUGAGCUACAUGAGCUGCGUGAGACGACGUGCUGCAUAACUGUUUAGGAAGUUUGGCCUUCUCGUUCUCUUAAAAUAUUUUUUUUUUUACAUACAGUAGUUGAUAUGGCUUUCAAGAAAGGUCCCGCACAAGCUCAGAAGUCUGGCUCGAAAAGUGUCGGUCAGGCUGGAAAGAAGGCGCCUCCCACAAAGAAACCGCUGGCAGCGAGUCUGGAUGAUGACGACGACGAUUUGGAUGAGGAAGACGACGAUUUUUCAAUGGACGAAGACUCUGAUCUCAGCGGAGCUGAUGAAGACUUAGACGAUGAAGAGGUUGAUGAUGAGGAGCUCGAUGACGAAGAGCUAGAUGAUGAAGAACUUGACGAGGAGUCUGAAGAUGAGGACGUGCCAGCUCCGAAGGCCACAAAACAAGAAUCUGCUGCAACAAAGGCACAAGGUCAGCAGCAGAAAAGUCCUGUGAAGCAGUCACCACAGACGCCAAAGGAGAAAGUUCCUGUGGUGGCAGCUGUCAAUGGCAAGCGUAAGGCAGAGUUUGAUGCAGGAUCCUCUCCGGCAAAGAAAAUUCGAUUAGAAGAUCACAUUCCAGCAUUUUUUGUCGUUGACUAUGAGGAACGAGACUUGCGUGAUGUCAAGCUGACUUCAUUUCCUGAUGGGGUCACGAAGGAUGAUCUCGAGAAGCUCUGCAAGGGUGGCCAUGUAGUUCGACAAAUACACCAAAACAAGAAACUUGUGUGUGCUUUUGUGAACUAUGCCAACAAGGAAGAAGCUGUGGCAGCUGUGCACUCACUGCGAGGGGCUAACCUAAAGGGAGCUGCCAUCAAGGCUUCCUAUUGUGGUGGACGAUGGAACAGCCCAGCGCGCCCUCAGCUUCAGCCCGACACAUUGGAUAUACGCAGAGUGCCUAAAGCGUACCAAAACAAGAAUAAGCUGGCUGCCCUAUUCCCCACAGGCGAAGUGCUCAAGGUGCAGAAGGAUGGCUAUGCCCAGGUGAAGUUCCCAUCCAGUGAAGCACUGAUCAAAGCGGUCAAGAAUCCAAAGUGCCGGACAAUUGAUAACAGAAAUCUGACGUUCGCCAUUGCACUUGUUCCCAAGUGGAAACAUAACAAGCCUGCCGUCGAGACAAGUCAGAAUGCUGCCGUUAGCCCAAAGAACAGGAAGGCAGGCAGUCUGGAAACAGAAGCAGGCAAGAGUACUGCAAAAGGCCAGACCUCCAGCAAGCAGCCUGGUGGCCCCAUUCAAAAGGGCUCUCCCCAAACUCCUGCCCAGAAGAAGCAGCGACGGAAGAAGUCUAAGUCGCCUGGUCAGCAAGGGGGACCCAUGACACCUGGGCAGCAAGGGGGACCCAAGACACCUGGUCAAAAGGGGGGACCCAAAACACCAGGGGGAUCCAAGACACCUGGGCAUCAGGGAGGACCCAAGACACCAGGGGGACCCAAGACGCCUGGGCAGCAGGGAGGACCCAAGUCACCUGGGCAGCAGGGUGGACCCAAGUCACCUGGGCAGCAGGGUGGACCCAAGACACCUGGGCAGCAGGCAGGACCCAAGACACCGGGGCAGCAGGCAGGACCCAAGACACCGGGGCAGCAGGCAGGACCCAAGACACCUGGUCAAAAGGGGGGACCUAAGACACCUGGACAGAAAGGGCCGAAGACACCAGGACAGGCAAAAGGAGGUGCCAAGACACCCAAGGGAACACCUUUCCAGAAGACACCAGGAAUGAAAGGAACUCCAGUCAUAGCUUGAGAGGGUUGGGGACCAGUGUUUUUAACAACUGUGAAUAGAGAAGGGGCUAAAGGGAGGGCGGGGCAGGGUGGGGACAGGGGGCACAUUUUUGCAGUGUAGAGUUCAGCGUGGUUCACUCUCAAAGGAAGCUCCAUAUAAUUAUUGCAGUUCUCAUUUUAGCUAUAUUUUGGUAUGAAUGAAUUUUUCAUCAGUGCAUGUUUACCACUGCAUCAUACCUAGCACUUUUUUCUUUGAAAGUGAAGAAAAAUGUGAUGUGGCCUAAGUACUGACUAGGUGUUGCCUUUUUGAGUGGACCAUACUGAACAUUGCCAUAAUCACUCGGCGUUAUUAAUAUGAUUGAUACAGCCUGCCAUAUUCACAUCAUGUUGCCGCUAAAUAAAGUAUGACCAUUCUAUGUUC
Messenger RNA from Rhipicephalus sanguineus (brown dog tick), 2190 nucleotides. RefSeq names its product nucleolin. The transcript has 9 exons. NCBI's taxonomy places the organism in Eukaryota, Metazoa, Arthropoda, Arachnida, Ixodida, Ixodidae. Gene Ontology annotation, molecular function: RNA binding. The record is from RefSeq and is a predicted model, not a curated record. Bases 154 to 1791 code for a protein of 545 amino acids.